AUGGCUUCGAAAAAUCAGUCCAACAUAUCGAAAGACUGGGAAGGUCCCUCAGCACUAGGCCAGUACUAUAAUACCUUUGAGCGGAUUUCAAAACUGCUGGCAGCUGCUAGCCAAGAUGAUGUGCAAGCUGGGUCCAUAGUGGCUCUUCGAUCAGUGGGUGGGUUAUGCAUUGUGCAUGACGACCUUUUGGGCAAAGGCGUUGAUGCCCUCAACGGCAACGAGAGCGUUCGUUUGAGAGAUACCAAGGUACUUUUGGGUUAUCGGAAAGGUUUGACAGCUAAAGAGCUCAGAGAUUCAACUGCUGCCACUAAGGGCUUUUUACUUGCAGCUGCACUGAAGCUCUGUGAGUAUGAUGAAAGUGCUGCUGGUGAGACCCUUUACUACAUGGCUUCGUCGGAGGGGGGAAGGGAGAAAACAACUACACCCAAACAACUUUCGAAGUUGAUAUCUGCGGAGACUGAAACUGAUACCACCAGCAAUCUGCUCAAUGCUCUCUAUGAUUUGGGAUGUCUCAACUCAUAUUCCCAAGAAGCCGUCUGGUUUCGAUAUCAACCGAGUAAAUUUGGUGAAAUCAUUUGCAAAGCCCUAAGCGCUUUGCGAGACGACGAAAUCGCCUUCAUGGAGAUACGCGGUUCCAUAAGUCUAUACUGGAUUACUCUUUGCCUUUCAUGGCUCAACAAAGACUCCGUGAGCCUGUUCUCAAAUGGCAAAUGCUUUCUCGGGAAUAGCAUAUCCAAACUCAGGAUCAUUAUUACAGAAGAGGGUCAAGAAGCUGCUUUGGAACCAAAUUCUAUCAACAGUCAAACAGCUGACUGGGCGUUCCACACAUGGAAACAGAAAUCGAUCGUGCCUGAUAUUGUGACAAACGCGGAAUCUCUUGGGUUCAUUGAAUCCGCCAAGUUGAUUCCAGCAAGUGCUACCCGAAACUAUUAUCUUAACAUCUUGGGCUCCGAUGAAGCAGUGGCAAUACUUGGCUUGUGGCACAUACUUAUAUGA
This is a messenger RNA of Penicillium samsonianum, 996 nucleotides long. RefSeq lists its product as uncharacterized. The coding region runs from base 1 to 996 and encodes 331 amino acids. The transcript is spliced from 2 exons. The record is from RefSeq and is a predicted model, not a curated record. NCBI's taxonomy places the organism in Eukaryota, Fungi, Ascomycota, Eurotiomycetes, Eurotiales, Aspergillaceae.